UGAAAGCGACUUCGGAAUUAUCGCGCUACAGGGCGAUAAGUCUGACGACUGAUUAGUUAACAAGCGGCGAUCGUCGAGGUGAAAGUUCACGCAGCUCCACUCCAAGAUGUCAGCAAAGGCAGUCAAGUCCAGCAAACCAGGCGCCUCCAAGGAGCCAUCGGCGGUCACUAAGUUGUACCUGUUUGCGUACAACGCCGGUCAGGUGGUCGGAUGGAGCUAUAUCCUGUGGCAGCUGGUCAACUACUACCUACUGCAGGGUCCGGAGUUCCGUGCAAAGGUCACGUUGUGGGAGUACACACGGCUGGCCGUGAUCAUCUUCCAGAACGCCGCAUUCGUAGAGAUCCUCAAUGCUUCAUUUGGCUUGGUAAAAUCGAACCCAGUGGUCACUGGCUUCCAGGUGUUCAGCCGCAUGAUGGUGGUCGUCGGUGUGGUGAUGGCCACGCCUACUGGAAAGGUUUCACCCGGUCUGCCCAUCGCCCUGCUGGCCUGGGCCAUCACUGAGAUCAUCCGGUAUGGUUACUACGCCCUCAACAUCGUCAAGGUGGUGCCUCAUUUCGUGGUGUUCCUGCGGUACACUACCUUCAUUGCCCUGUAUCCCAUCGGCGUGACCGGCGAGCUGCUGUGCUUCUGGUGGGCCCAGAGCUAUGCCCGUGAGAACAGCGUGUGGAGUGUGGUGAUGCCCAACAAGUGGAACGCCACCUUCUCAUACUUUGGAUUCCUGUGGAUCGUCAUGCUGGGCUACAUCCCCAUCUUCCCGCAACUGUACCUGCACAUGUUCGCCCAGCGCCGCAAGAUCCUGGGCGGAGGAGCCAACGCUGCACCCCAGAAGAAGGCCAACUGAACCUUGACCAGCGACGAAUGCAAAUUAUUGCAUCAUUUGCAUAUCUUUGGUCGACGCACUUUGGAGCUGUUUUCGCUUUUUGGGGUCUCUCUUGCCUCACCUCUUACACAAGCACAUUCGUUCGGACUAAGCUUAGUUAUAAGUGGUUUUGUGUACAAAUAAACCUAGAUACUCUUCCAACUAA
Molecule: messenger RNA, 1025 nt
Organism: Drosophila yakuba
Lineage: Eukaryota; Metazoa; Arthropoda; Insecta; Diptera; Drosophilidae
Gene: Hacd1
Product: very-long-chain (3R)-3-hydroxyacyl-CoA dehydratase hpo-8
Exons: 1
Coding region: 107-841 (244 amino acids)
Biological process (GO): fatty acid elongation; sphingolipid biosynthetic process; very long-chain fatty acid biosynthetic process
Cellular component (GO): endoplasmic reticulum membrane
Molecular function (GO): 3-hydroxyacyl-CoA dehydratase activity
Source: RefSeq, a predicted model, not a curated record